AUGCUUAACUCUCAAAAGAGUAGCUCUACGGGCAAGAGUGCUUUUGAGAUAGUGAAUGGACAGCAGCCACGGUUGCUCCACAUAGUGGAUGGACCUUAUAAAGAAAAGUCACCUAGGGCUUACCAAUUUGCUAAGGAAUGUAAGAGAAACCAUGACAUUACUCAUGCCUAUCUUGAAAAAACAGCAAGUAAAAUGAAAAAAUGGGCUGAUGAAAAGAGGAGGUCACUUGAGUUUAGAGUUGGGGAUCAAGUUCUUGUCAAACUCAACCCCGAGCAAUGCAAGUUCAUGAGGGAAAGAGACAAAAGGCUAGUGCGCAAGUAUGAGGGAUCGGUAACCAUUCUGAAGAGAAUUGGCAAGUGUGCUUACAAGAUAGAUGUUCCAUCUUGGCUGAAAGUGCACCCGAUUUUCCAUGUAAGUUAUCUGAAGCCUUACUAUCCAGACAAGAAAGAUCCAACCCUAAAUGAGAUGAAACGCCAAACCAUCACAGCUAAAGCAGGAAAAAGGUCUGUUGAAUUUAUCUUGACCGAUUGGGUGAAAAUGGUUUCCAAGAAGGAACAAAGGCAAUACUUGGUGAAAUUGAGACGCCUUGGAGAUGAAGAAAUUAGCUGGGAACGGGAGGCGGACUUGUCAGCUUUUCAAGACCAGAUGGAUGCUUAUUGGGCAAAGUCGUCAAAGGCGUCGACCGUUCAAGUAGGGGAGACUGUCAAGGUGCACCCAUCUAAGGGUCAACACCUUGAUGCCACACUCAUUUAUGCCCUUUGGAGAGCCCAAAACAUGCCUAAGAAGUUGUUGGUGCAAAUGCAAGCAAAGGCCCAAGGCAUAGUGCACGAUAGCCCAAGACAUGCCAUUAAGCAACCUAGCCACAACAGGCCACAGACUUACCCGCCCAAGUAG
Molecule: messenger RNA, 894 nt
Organism: Camellia sinensis
Lineage: Eukaryota; Viridiplantae; Streptophyta; Magnoliopsida; Ericales; Theaceae
Source: RefSeq, a predicted model, not a curated record